Molecule: messenger RNA, 2379 nt
Organism: Heteronotia binoei (common prickly gecko)
Lineage: Eukaryota; Metazoa; Chordata; Lepidosauria; Squamata; Gekkonidae
Product: vomeronasal type-2 receptor 26-like
Exons: 6
Coding region: 16-2379 (787 amino acids)
Biological process (GO): G protein-coupled receptor signaling pathway
Cellular component (GO): membrane
Molecular function (GO): G protein-coupled receptor activity
Source: RefSeq, a predicted model, not a curated record
UCGCAAGCAUUUCAGAUGUCAGAUAUUGUGACAUUUACAGCACAUCCUUCUUCCAGUUUCUCGGAUGAAGUCAUCUAUUUUAGUCCAAGGUUGACCUAUCACGCUGCAAUGGAACUUCUCUCCACAAAGGGGAGGUUCAUUCCUAACUAUAAGUGCAACCACCAGAACAACUUAGUGGCAGUUUUGGGGGGACCAAGCUCUAAUAUGUGUAUCUACUUGGCAGGAAUUCUGGGCAUCUUCAAGAUUCCACAGCUCCUCUAUGGCACUGCUCCAGUAAUGCCCAGCCAAAAUGAAGUGGCUUUCCUUUACAAGAUGUUUCCGAGUUGGGCCACUCAGUACAUGGGGAUUGUGAAGUUACUUCUUCAUUUCAGAUGGAUAUGGGUUGGGGUGAUCUAUGUGGAUGAUGGAUAUGGGCAGCGAUUUGUACAGGAGGUGCUUCCAAUCUUUUCCAAGGAUGGUGUCUGCUUUGAUUUUAUAGCAAAGUUUCCUACAAUGACUUUUACUAAUGCUUUUUUUAAAAUGGUAGAAGAAAACGACAACUUAACCGCAGUUGUUAUGGGAAGCACAGCCCAAGCAGUGGUGGUGCAUGGUGAAAUUCAAACCAUGAUUAUUUUCCAAAUAUUGCUGAGGACUCCAGAAUUUGAAGAAAUGCCUAUGAGGAUGAAAGCCAAAGUCUGGAUUUUGACAGCCCAGGUAGAUUUCACAUCAAUUGAUAUUCAAAGAAGUUGGGACAUCAACUUCAUCCACGGUGCUUUAUCCUUUGCAGUUAACUCAAAAGAGGUCUUAGGAUUUGUUCAGUUUCUUCGGGAAAGGGAUCCUGCCUCUGAAAAAGAAGAUGGCUUUAUUGGGGAUUUUUGGAAACGGGCUUUUGACUGUUCACUCCCCAGUACCACAGAAGCCGCAACUGAUGAAAAAAUCUGCACUGGGGAGGAGAAGCUGGAGAGUCUUCCUGGGUCUGUCUUUGAAAUGAGCAUGAGCGGCCACAGCUACAGCAUCUACACUGCUGUCUAUGUGCUGGCACAUGCGUUACAGGCUAUGUCUUCAUCCAUGCUCAAACACAGAACGCUGGCAGAUGGAGGGAUAAAAAAGUUUCUGAAUCAACAGCGAUCGCAGUUCCAUGAAUUUUUGAAAAGGGUCUCAUUCAACAACACUGCUGGGGACCUGGUUGCCUUUGAUCAAAAUAUGGAGAUAGUGGCUGGACUUGAUAUCAUCAACUGGGUCACAUUUCCCAACAAGUCCUUUUUUAGAGCCAAAGUUGGAAGGAUGGACCCAAAACUUCCAGAAGACAAAGUGUUCACCAUUCAUGAAGAUGGAAUCAUUUGGCCCCGCAUGUUUAAUCAGGUUCAGCCCCUUUCCCUGUGCAAUGACAGAUGCCAUUCAGGCCAAAGUAAGAAAAAGAAGGAAGGGAAACCAUUUUGCUGCUAUGAUUGCCAUUCAUGUCCAGAAGGGAAGAUUUCAAACCUGGAGGAUACCAAUGACUGUUUUCAGUGCCCAGAAGAUCAAUAUCCAAAUACUAAUCAGGACUUAUGCCUGCAAAAACGUAUAAGUUUCUUAAGUUAUGAAGAUCCUUUGGGGAUCGCUUUGGCCAGUUUUGCACUUUCCUUCUCUUUUAUGGCAGCUCUUGUGCUUGGCAUCUUCAUUAAGAACCAGGACACUCCCAUAGUCAAAGCCAACAACCGGAAUCUCUCCUACAUUCUCCUCAUCUCCCUCCUACUCUCCUUCCUUUGUGCCUUGCUUUUCAUCGGCAGACCUGAGAAGCUCUCGUGUCUCCUUCAACAAACUACUUUUGGCAUCAUCUUCUCAGUGGCUGUUUCUUGUGUGCUGGCCAAGACUGUCAUUGUGGUUCUAGCUUUCAUGGCCACCAAGCCAGGGUCCAGGAUGAGAAAUUGGGUGGGGAAACAACUGGCCAACUCCAUUGUUCUUUCUUGCUCUUUGAUUCAAACAACUAUUUGUACAGUUUGGUUAAUAACUUCUCCUCCAUUCCCAGAACUUGACAUGCACUCAAUGACUGAAGAAAUUGUUCUGAAAUGUAACGAAGGGUCAGUCUCCAUGUUUUAUUGUGUCUUGGGCUACAUGAGCUUCCUGGCCACUGUGAGUUUCAUGGUAGCUUUCUUAGGCAGGAAGUUACCUGAUAGUUUUAAUGAAGCCAAGUUCAUCACCUUCAGCAUGCUGGUCUUUUGCAGUGUUUGGCUGUCGUUUGUUCCAACCUAUCUGAGCACCAAAGGAAAAUACAUGGUGGCUGUGGAGGUCUUCUCCAUCUUAGCCUCCAGUGCUGGAUUGCUAGGCUGCAUAUUUUUCCCUAAAUGUUAUAUUAUAGUUUUGAGGCCUGAACUGAAUGGCAAGGUUCAAAUUAUCAGAAGACCAAAUGGAAGAUUCUAA